AUGCCCUUCGGGCCCUUCUCCGCCCUCCCUCGCGAUGCUUCUCCCCGCUUGCGCAUCGUCCAAAACUGCCAAAUGGGCAUCGCACUCCUCGCCGUAGUCGCCGCCUUCUUCACCCUCGUAAUCCCAUCGGAGCGCAAGUUCUUCACCUUGAGCCUUCUCUACACGCCCCUCCUGACCUCCAUCACUACCGUCUACCUCGUCCGCCGAGAACAGAGGCGCGCCGUCGCUGGUACCCUCUCCAAGCAGAGGUAUAUCAAAUACCAGUGUUUCAAGAUGGCGGCUGCGAUUGGCAUGUCGAUCAUAGGCUUCAUUGGACAUGUCGCUAGUACACCGGCGAAGGGAGAUGCAUACUUUGCUGGAGAGCGGGGACUGUGGAUUAGCGGAGUCAAGAUCAACACAUGGCAGGGACUGUUGCUUUGGUUGAACUUCUUCAACUGGCAACAGGGCUCCAUUGCUCUUACUGGCGAGGAGGCACGCAUUGGCAUCGACCCUGAGGAGGCUGACGACGAGGCUAUUGCUCGCGCUCUUCAGGCUGAGGAUCCCAACUGGCAGGGAUAG
Alternaria triticimaculans is the source of this 558-nucleotide messenger RNA. RefSeq lists its product as uncharacterized. The transcript is spliced from 3 exons. The record is from RefSeq and is a predicted model, not a curated record. The coding region runs from base 1 to 558 and encodes 185 amino acids. Lineage: Eukaryota; Fungi; Ascomycota; Dothideomycetes; Pleosporales; Pleosporaceae.